Messenger RNA from Anisakis simplex (herring worm), 1344 nucleotides. Lineage: Eukaryota; Metazoa; Nematoda; Chromadorea; Rhabditida; Anisakidae. The record is from the annotation of a GenBank genome assembly.
AUGGAAUAUAAAUUCCAGCCUGGACAACUUGGCGGUCACUCAGAGCUGCUCUAUCAACCGGUGCAACCGUUACCCGAGAACAACAUCGAUGCGGAUCAAUCUGUACCCGUUUCCGACCUCUCGGCAAUCCAACAAAUGAAUCAAGUUAACCAGGAUAAUGAAAACGUUCAAAAUGAAGACAGUGUUUUCUCCCCCAUAAAACCGUCUACGUUCUACACAACUCCUUCGUCAAAUAGUCAACUCUACUAUCAGAGCACGCCAAAAGUUGAUGGAUACGGUGCGAGUGGUCAGUUCUAUCCGGGAUUAUUCUUUCAAACAUGGCCCUAUCCCAGUGCUGCCGCCACAAAUUCCUCAACGAACGCUGCGUUAAGUGCAGCAACUGCUUCAGCUGCCUCACCAUGCUCGUCGAGUACCGCCACCGAUCUUGGCUUUACACAACCAACUACCGUUAUCACUGAUCCAACGCAAAUGUUUGUUGCUCAGAAUCAGUCAACUACUCAGAAUUUUUUCCAACAAAGUGCUUAUCAAGCCUACUCAGCGACUGCCGCAGACUAUUAUGCGCCACUGCACGGUGCCAAUUUGCUAGCUGCCCAAAGUCGUCUCUCAGCACCCGCAUCUGCUUGCUCGUCAUCAGUUGGUUCUAGCACCUCAUCACGUUCCACUAACGGUUCGGCUAAUGGUGCUACUGGAACGGGUGGUGGAGGAGGUACUACCUCAGGUACUAAUAACAUUAAUGGUACACUUGGUGGAGCUCUCAACGGUAACGUUACGUCCAGAUCGAAACCGAGGAAUACAGCAUCUGAAGGACGUGAAUGUGUGAAUUGUGGUGCUGUACAAACGCCGCUGUGGCGACGUGAUGGAACUGGUCAUUAUCUGUGUAAUGCGUGUGGACUGUAUCACAAAAUGAAUGGUCAAAAUCGUCCACUUGUUAAACCAAAGAAAAGACAAGUAGGUAGUGCACAGAAGAGGACGGGUAUUGAAUGUGUUAAUUGUAAAACAAAUAAUACAACGCUAUGGAGGAGAAAUGCUCAUGGUCAACCAGUUUGUAAUGCAUGUGGCCUCUAUCAUAAACUUCAUAAUAUUUCGCGACCCAUUUCGAUGAAGAAAGAUGGAAUUCAAACGCGUAAUCGCAAGAUUAGCACUAAAUCAAAAGGAAAGAAGCGUGGACUAGCGCCUGAGCCACCGUUCUACGAUAUGUUGAAACCACAGCCGAAUCCUUAUGGUGACGCGAUGAAGUUUCAUAUUCCACCAACACAUGCAGCCGCCUAUAUACCAGCUGCAGUGGCAGCUACCGCUGGUGCACAGCCACCGUACUCAACGCAAUUCAUUUUUCAUGCCUCCUAA